GCAGAACACACCAAUGAGGACUAUUCCUCUUGGAGAACAGCUCGGAGAAAACUGACUCAGACUCCACCGGCCAAGAGCUCAGGUUGCCGUUGGGGUCAAUUACAAGAGUGAGCGGUGGCCAGUUUCUUUUUCUUCGGGCUUCCCUACAUUUACCGGAGAGUCGCUCGUAUUUACCUCCAUACUCCUCUUUGAUUUGUAAUUGUUUGCUUUGUUAAUCAACGUUUUUCUACCAGCGUUGUGUUCUUAUCCUUUUUGACUUGUAUUCGGACAGUAGCGAGAGGAAGAGGAAAAAAAAGCGAAAUCAAGGUCAACUGUGGUCCACUUCCGCCCUAUAUCACUACUAACAUGUCCACCGACGUCAGACACCAUGGCAAUCCUCAUACAGGCACGAUAGAACAAGACAGCUCCAGAGGUUUUACUACCCAAGCUCUUCUCUAUGAUGAGGCACCUCUCGGAUUGUCUGAAAAACCAUCGACCGAUGCCUCGACUGUGCCUCUAAGCUCCCGUGAUGAUGCCGGGCCUCGGAUUCCGCCAUCGGCACAACCUGGCCAUGAUCUUUCACCGGAAGGGCAAACGACCUUCGAGCAUGGUCAUGGCAGGCCGUCCCUCGAAUCCCAGACCGACCGCUCGACACACAGUGCCCCCAUGAGCCGUGUAACCACUGACGCUGAUGGGAAUACUUACCCCGAAGGCGGGUUAGAGGCCUGGCUAGUAGUGUUUGGUAGCUGGGCGGGCCUUUUCGCCGCGCUGGGCCUAGUCAAUACUAUCGGAACUUUUCAGGCUUAUCUCGAACACCACCAGCUUAAAGAUUAUAGCUCAGGUAGCACUGGCUGGAUCUUUGGAAUGUACGCCUUCCUCACCUUUUUCUGCGGUGUCCAGAUUGGCCCGAUCUUCGACGCCAAAGGCCCGCGGUUCCUUGUCUUUGCAGGAUCAGUACUAGUCGUUGUGCAGAUGGCUACUCUGGGACUUUGCACCCAAUACUGGCACUUCAUGCUUGUGAUUGGUGUCACCGGGGGCCUAGGGGCCUCGCUAAUUUUUACGCCGGCCAUAUCUGCGAUUGGUCAUUACUUUAACGAGAAGCGUGGUGUUGCGACGGGCAUUGCUGCAACAGGCGGCUCUGUUGGAGGUGUUACGUUCCCUCUCAUUCUCGAAAAGCUGUUCCCGAUGAUCGGAUUUGCCUGGGCCACUCGUGUGGUCGGUCUUAUCUGUUUGAUUCUAGUGAUCAUGUCCUGCCUGCUGGUUAAGUCCCGGUUGCCCAAGAAGCCGGCUUCCAAAGAGAAUGUACUCCCCGAUUUCCGCAUCUUUCGGGAGCCCGAGUUUGCUCUCACAACAGCUGGAAUCUUCUUCGUCGAAUGGGGUCUCUUCGUUCCGAUCAGUUAUAUUUCCUCGUACGCGUUGGCUCACGGUGUGUCCAGCCAGUUUUCGUAUCAAUUAUUGGCAAUCCUUAAUGCAGGAUCUUUCUUCGGAAGAUGGAUCCCUGGUUUUGUUGCCGAUUCGUUGGGACGCUAUAACACCCUAAUUGCCACAGUCGCUUUAUGCCUUGUCUGCAAUGCAUGUCUUUGGCUCCCUGCUGGUGAUAGUGUGCCGGUAAUGGUUGUCUACAGCGUUAUCUUUGGUUUUGCGAGUGGCAGUAACAUCAGUCUCACCCCAGUUUGUAUUUCUCAGCUCUGCAAAAUCGAGAACUACGGGCGAUACUAUGCUACAUCAUACACGAUUGUGAGCUUUGGGUAAGUCUAGGAGGCUCUCUGUACCUUGCCCGGGCAUGGAAGAUACCGAGUGUAGGAGCUAACGAACCCUUAUUGUAGCACGCUUACUGGCAUCCCGAUUGCGGGUGAGAUCCUGUCGCGCUGUAAUGGAGAAUACUGGGGGCUCAUUGUCUUCACGACUUGUUGUUAUGCCGUCGGCCUUGCCUGUGUUACUGCUGUGAAAAUAAUCCACGUUGGCUGGCGUCAGCCCUGGGCACUCUACUGAAGCCAGUACCAACUUGGCUGAGGUACAUUUGAGUUGCGGAAUGAAGAACCUAAAUCAGAAAAUUGAAGAGAAUUGGCCAAAGGAGUGAAAUUUCGGUUGAUUCAAGAAUGACGUGACUACUUAAUGAU
Molecule: messenger RNA, 2099 nt
Organism: Aspergillus pseudonomiae
Lineage: Eukaryota; Fungi; Ascomycota; Eurotiomycetes; Eurotiales; Aspergillaceae
Product: MCT family MFS transporter
Exons: 1
Coding region: 346-1731 (461 amino acids)
Biological process (GO): transmembrane transport
Cellular component (GO): fungal-type vacuole membrane
Molecular function (GO): transmembrane transporter activity
Source: RefSeq, a predicted model, not a curated record